AUGGCUCAAUACAGAGCAUCAGUUGAUACUGCAAAGUUGAACGGGAAAGCCAAGCCCAAAACAGUAGAGGAGACAUCGGGUUGGCAGAAGACUCUGGGUGCUCUUGUCAUCAUCACUGGGGUGAUUGCCGCUGCUUUCCUGACAGGGGUCAUAAGGAUAGACAGGAAUAUAGAUAACGAUGGAGAGCAGAAUCAUACCCAGGAGGCCCAUUCUAAUGUUGCAGAGAUCAAAGAUUCCAAGUCCAACAAGACUACUGUAUUAUUUACCCAGACGGAGCAUAACAAUCUAACAAGUGAAACUCCCGAGUCAGAGCUCAAAACUGAGCAUCACAGAGAUGAAGAUAAAAAGUCAAACAGUGAUACAGAAAUAGACAAUAGAAAAGUCAUAAGUUCAGAGAGCAUAGCACACGCUCCCCUUCAAAGAUUUUCAGAAAGUGAUGCUGAUGUGACCAAAGAAGUAAGUGAUGUUGAGGAAAAGGAAGACAAGCUUGAUUUUCAAGCGGAGGCUGUGUUUGAAGUAAAGAGGGACGUUUCGGAAGAGAGGGUUGAUGAGGAAAAACAGCCUGUACCUGCUCAUGGAAAUCUGAAGACCGAGGAUCCGGCCAAGGCCUUUACAGGAAAGGAGGCCACUGUGACAGAGACCGAUUUUCCAAAGGGUAAAAUGGUCACUCCAAAAAGAACUCCAAGGUCUACUGAAAACACCAAAGAAUCCAAAAGCAAACCACCUGGUAAAGCCAAUAAACCCCAGGAGACAUUACAAGUUCAAGAGACUGCAUCUGAUAGAUUAGAGUCAAAAUCUGAUAUGGAACAAGAUGUUCCAUCACUGAAGGAGGCUGGUGAAGCUGCAGAACGAAAAACAGGAAAGGCUGAUGGUGUGAGACCUUCACCACCAGGGGAGAUGAAACAACCUGAAAAGACAAGGACUAAGAGUAAAGAUCAUCAGACUAAGGACAGGAAAAAAGCAAAGGUGUCUCCAAGAAAGGUUGAUGGUGUGAGCCCUCCAGCACCGCUUGAGGUCAGAAGUUCUCCAAGAAAGGAUGACAGUGUAAAGCCACCACCACCAGUUGAAAAGGACAUGAAGAAUGCUAAACAGUCUUCAAGAAAGUCUGAUGAUGUGAGCCCUCCACUACCACAAAAGGGCACAGAAAGACUUGAAGAAUCUCCAAGAAAGACUGCCCGUGUGAGGCCACCACCACCACAAGAGGAGAGGGGAAAAUCCAAAGAGCCUCCUAGGAAAACUGAUGGUGGCAGGACUCCUCCGCCUCUGGAGACAACACAUCCUGAAGCAGAAAGGGCCAUGGGAAACUCUGAUCAGGCUAAGGACAGGAAAAGUGACAGUCCUCCACCACCCCCACCACCACCAGCACAGGAGACAACACAACCUGAAUCAGAAAGGGCCAUGGGGAACUCUGAUCAAGCUAGGGACAGGAAAAGUGACAGUCCUCCACGACCCCCACCACCAGCACAGGAGACAACACAACCUGAAGCAGAAAAGGCCAUGGGGAACUCUGAUCAGGCUAGGGACAGGAAAAGUGACAGUCCUCCACGACCCCCACCACCAGCACAGGAGACAACACAACCUGAAGCAGAAAGGGCCAUGGGGAACUCUGAUCAAGCUAGGGACAGGAAAAGUGACAGUCCUCCACGACCCCCACCACCAGCACAGGAGACAACACAACCUGAAGCAGAAAAGGCCAUGGGGAACUCUGAUCAGGCUAGGGACAGGAAAAGUGACAGUCCUCCACGACCCCCACCACCAGCACAGGAGACAACACAACCUGAAGCAGAAAGGGCCAUGGGGAACUCUGAUCAAGCUAGGGACAGGAAAAGUGACAGUCCUCCACGACCCCCACCACCAGCACAGGAGACAACACAACCUGAAGCAGAAAGGGCCAUGGGGAACUCUGAUCAAGCUAGGGACAGGAAAAGUGACAGUCCUCCACGACCCCCACCACCAGCACAGGAGACAACACAACCUGAAGCAGAAAGGGCCAUGGGGAACUCUGAUCAAGCUAGGGACAGGAAAAGUGACAGUCCUCCACGACCCCCACCACCAGCACAGGAGACAACACAACCUGAAGCAGAAAAGGCCAUGGGGAACUCUGAUCAGGCUAAGGACAGGAAAAGCAACCGUCCUCCACGACCCCCACCACCAGCACAGGAGACAACACAACCUGAAGCAGAAAAGGCCAUGGGGAACUCUGAUCAGGCUAAGGACAGGAAAAGCAACCGUCCUCCACCACCAGCACAGGAGACAACACAACCUGAAGCAGAUAGGGCCAUGAAGAAAGAAGAGCACUCUGUGGAUAGGUCAGAUACAUCUAAAGUAAGAGAGAACAUCAGUAGAAAACCUGAAAGUAAGGAACCAAUUCAGAAGUCAGUCUUAGAAACACUUCUUGAGGAAACAGAAGGCCUUAUCCAAAAGAACAAGAAAGAUCAAGCUCUGUACAAGUACGAGGACAUCAUCAAACGGUUUCCAAACAGUGCAAAGGCUCUGAUGGCAAAGGCUCAACUCCUUGACACGCUAGCGGAGGAGAGGAGGAGCAACGAUCUACUUGAUGGAGCAAUCCAGUCAUACAGACAAGCAGCUGAUACACCACAUUGCCCCCGAGAUAUCAAGCGAGCUGCCCUUGCAAGAAUGGGAGACAGGUUGUCUUUCUUUGGAAAGUCAUCAAGAUCCAUCCAAGUGUACCUGGAACUUGUGAAAGAAUUCCCAGAUGAUUAUGAAGCCAAGAAAAGCCUCGCUGUCCAGUAUCUCAUCGCUGGGAAAAAUAAGAGAGCCAAGCAUUACUUUGAGGAGAUGGUAGAGAGAAAUCCAACGGAUGGCUUUGCAUUGGUCCACUUGGGGUUCAUCUUGAAAUCGGAAGAGAAUUACCUUGAAGCAAUCCCGCUCUUGAGGGCAGGCAUUGAUACCGGUGAUAGGGAAACCAAUGAGGGAAAAUUCUUCUUCCACUUAGGGGAAUCCUUCUUAAGGACAGGUCGGAUUGAAGAGUCCUACAAGAUAUAUGACGAGGCAGUUAGCAGGGGUCAUUUCAGGUCAAGGUAUCAAAGGUCACUUUACAACGUCGACUCGCUGAGGGGAAGACAAUUCUGGACUCCAAGAGAGGCAGGAUUUGCUGAAGGAGCGAAGAUAUUAGAAAGUAAUUGGGAGACGAUUCGAGAUGAGGCCGUAGCCUUGCUUAGCACCGAUGGAUUCUUUAGGAAUGAAGAAGAAAAACUCAGGGAAACGGGUGACUGGAAGCAAUUUACAUUAUUUGCAAAAGGAAGUAAAGACCAAGGGAACUGCCGACAAGCCCCUCGCACCUGUGAGAUAUUUGAUUCAAUCCCUCAAUCAAAAAAUUGUAGAAGAGGCCAGGUGAAGUUUUCAGUAAUGCAUCCUGGUACCCAUGUCUGGCCCCAUUGCGGUCCCACAAACUGUAGAUUAAGAUCUCAUCUUGGACUGAUAAUACCUCAACCUGUCAGGUUACGAGUGGGCAAUACUACAAGAACGUGGGAAGAAGGAAAACUCUUUAUAUUUGACGAUUCUUUUGAACAUGAGGUGUGGCAAGAAGCCGAUAGCCUGAGGUUAAUCCUUAUAGCAGACCUGUGGCAUCCGGACCUCACGGAGUCUGAGAAGAGAAAACUUACAGCAAUAUGAACCCAUCGAACUGAAGAGAUGUGUGUGUGCAUUGAAGACAUCAAAGUCAGUAUAUGGGCCCAUAGAUAAUUCAGGAAGAGAAACAAAACACCUUGCGUGCCAUCGUCUAGUCAGACCCAUUUUUUUUAAGGGGAAAUCUGCCCACUUACUGAUGUAAUUUCUAUCAAGGGUAAUACAAUAGUAAUACUUGGGGAUAUAUGCUGCUAAUGGUCAAAGCCACAGGGUUUUUAAAAUGAGUGUUUUAUCCUGUGUCUUUUGAGCCAUUAAUUACAAUCAAUUCAUUCAUUCCAGUCACUUUGUUCAAUCUGUGAACCAUACCCAUUCCUUCUAAACCCUGUUACAUCAAACUUUCCAUCCAUGGUAACAAUCAGAAACCAGUGCUGACAAAUUUAUUGAAACUCAAGCUGGUUUUUCUCUCUUUCCCAUAGACAUAAUACUUAAAACAUAGAUAUUUUUAAUACUUACGGUAAUACUUUACACUACAUGCGAUUACAUAGAUCACACGGUCCAAUGGAGACAAUGGGUUAGUAUUUCUUUUUACUGAAAUUGGGAAAUUCUUUAAGAAUAUUGAUAAUGAUUAGCCUUAUAUUUUGAUGUACGGUUAUGAAAACAUUACUGACAUUACUAAUAUUAAUCCAGUACAGAAUUUAAGUCCACAGGCCCGUCUUACAAAGACUUGCGAUUGAUCCGAUCAAUCGCAACUAUCGAAAGCCAGCAAAGUCAACAUAUAAAAUGCAAGUUUGCUCAAUUUUUUUUCUAGAUAUGAAUGUAUAUCCAUAAAUUCAUUGAUUUCUUGACAAUUCAGUGUGUUCUCCUUUGUUUAAAAUGGACAUUUUGCAAAUUUCCUGUAGAAAAAAAUUAUGACACUGAUGGAUUUCCAUAGAGUUACGAUUGAUUGGAUCAGUCGUAACUCUUUGUAAGACGGGGCCCAGAUGUUCUGAGUUAUUGGUUGGUAUGACUGUGACUGAGAAAUGUUUCAAAAUCUUGACUUCCAGGAGAGUGUUUCACACAGAGUUAUGUCUGAAUUUCAGGUGACGAGGCAAACUAUCACUCCCUCGGCAAGCUGGAUGUACGGAAAGAUGGCUUCAUCUAGCUUGCCUCGCAAGUGAUAGUUCGCCCAUCAUCUGUGAUUAUUUUUUAUCAUCCACACUAUAACAUGUUGAAGGACAUUCAAAUUCUUACGUACCUGAUUACAUAUAGUAUUAAGACAUGACACCAUUUCCAACAUAACUUUUUGUUAAUUCCUAACCAUGAUUGAUUCAUGUAGUAUGAAGUAUUGUAUGCUAUCUAAAUUCCUUUGCAUCGGAAUGUUAAUACACAGGAAUUAAUAGCAAUGAUAUCAGUCAUACAUACAACCUAUCUGUAUUUGGAGGCUGAAAAGUUUAUUAUGAAGAAAAUAAUAUCCCAUUUCUGUAGUAGACAUGCAAAGUAUUUUCCAUGAAAUUUCAUGAGUUUGACACUUUUUAGAUUAGCACAAAAUCAGUAAAAUACUUGAAAAAUGAAAUUCACAAUGAUAUUUCAAAACCUCCUGACCUAUUUAUGCAAGUGCACUCUGAAAAUUUAUCCGAUUAAUGUACAUGUGGUGUAUUUUUUUCUCGUAGGUGCACUCUUGAACAAUGCUCAUUAUUUGUACUUAAUAUUAAUAUGUAAAGCUACUAGGUUGGCUGCUUCAUCUGGUGUAAAUAUCACUGUCUGCAUUUUGUGUGGUAUAAUACCAGCAUAUAACCUGACUUUUGCAUUUCAAUCAGUUCAUUCAUUUCCACCAUUAUUGCCUGAAUGAGGUAUUUUGGAGACAAGCGGAGCGUUGUGGCCCAGUAGAUUAGUCUUCGGACUUUGAAACAGAGGGUCGUGGGUUCGAAUCCCAGCCAUGGCGUAAUUUCCUUCAGCAAGAAACUGAUCCACAGUGUGCUGCACUCAACCCAGGUGAGGUAAAUGGGUACCGGUAGGAAGUAAUUCCUUAAAAAGCUGUGUGCGCUAUGAACGCCUAGCUUAGCCGGGUAAUAUAGGAGCGCCUUGAGCACCUAACAAGGUGGAUAUGUGCGCAAUAUAAAUACCCUAUAUUAUAUUAAGAUAUAAAUGCGUAUUUUGUCUUACUGAUUGAUUAACUCAACACAAAAUACGUCACAAUGGCCCAUCUAGGUUUUUUGAAGGGGUGGUCCUAACAGUCACUUCGUAUCUUAAUUACUAUACAACAACAUACAUGUAAAUGUGUAAUAAUCUCAUAUAAGUCCUAUUUAAAAAGUGAAAAUAGUUAUAUGCAGAUCAUGAUCAUUAUUACCUGAAUGAAGCAUUUUGGAGACAAGAUAUAAAUGCGUAUUUUGUCUGUCUGAUUGAAUAACUCAACACAAAUUAGGUCACAGUGACCCAUCCAAAGUUCAGCUGAAUGACUAGGGACCAUAAUAUUCAGACACCCCUCCUCAGUGAAUUUUUCAUUUUUCUAUUCCCCUAUUUAUUAAUUAUUCUGUCCAUCAUAUAUCUGAAUUCCCAUUUAAUCAAAUUCAAGCGCAAGUCGUGUAUGCAUUAAGCUCAAUAUACCGUUUUCGCCUUUUCAUUUUUGCUGUCCUGCCGAGUUCUUACGGGAGUUACCAUAAGCAGAAACAGAAUCAGAAGGAAAAAAAUACCUGAUAGUACCUUGAUUCAUUUAUUAUAUAUGCACAUAGGUUAAAUUUAAUAACUGAGUGUAAAUAACUCACUUGUUGCUUACUUGUAGAAUGAACAUUUGUACAGACAGACUAUUUUUCUACAUCUUCAUAACUGGGUCAUAGAAUGCAUUGCUUUCAUUAUAUGUCAGUAGCACUAAUUGUUGUCAUACCAAAAAGAAUAGAAUGAUGCAAAGUGAUGUCAUACAAGAAUGAGUCUAAUUCAUGGUUUUAAGAAUGUGAACACUGAUCCUUAUUAUUGUUAGUGCUUUAUUUUUUGCCAUACUAAAUGAAUGCAAAAGAUUGUAUUUUGGAAGGUUGAUGACAGAUAUUGAUUUUUUUUUUGGUAAUUGUUUGAAAUCAAGAUAUAGUAAAUAUAGAGGCUUUAAUAGGAGAAAUUAUAAUUUGUAAACAAAUUUUUGGCAUUACUCCUAUCUGUUUAAGAACGUAUGCUCGAUCUGUAAUGAAAAUCAUAAGUCAGAAAAAAUUGGAACCGGUGGGAUUCGAACCUGUCAUCUACUGCUUGCCGGGCAGCGACUUAACCACCACUUAACUUAUCAAUUAAGAUAUGUAUUAUUCAAACUCCUGGGGGUGUUUCACAAAGAUUUAAGUAUGACUUAGAGUCGCACUUAAAUACCGAGUUGCGUACGGUAUGAAAGGCUUGAACGCAUUGGUCAGAUCAUGUCAUGAGUAUGCGCACCAAUGCGUAUCAAUAAGAUCGCGCGUUGCAUAUCAUUUACGCGUCGGCAUUUAAGUGCGACUUAAGUCAUACUCAAAAAUUUGUGAAACACCCCCCUGUGGGGACAUGAAUCUUUGACAUUUCUGAACAAAAUGAAAUUGAAUGAAUAGUGAGAAAUUUAUAUUUUCCUUUUGAGAGAAGAAAGUAUUGAUUGUGCUUUGAUGAGUUUCCAUUCCAAAUUUGAUGUGUGAAUAGGUACAGGUUGAGAGCUAUUUAUUCUGCAGCUGCAUUAACAUUAUUUUGGAUAGAUCUGUCACUAAUUAUUGAUUUUGGUUGCAAUGGCUGAAAAUGUUACAUACUAGCUCUUAAUUCACUUGCCAUAUUUUUAAAGCUGAAAUACGCUAAGACAAAAAUGCAUUUAAUCACAAUCAUAUAAUGUUUGUGCUAAUAGCUGAGUGUUUCAUGAAAGUUAUUGUCAAUGAUUUUUCACUCACAGAUUUGUUCUCACCUAUUCAGAAGGAAGGAUUUUUCAGUAUUUUAAAACAGUUGUCAGUGAAAAUCAGUGACUCUUCGUUUCAUGAAAUGCUUUUCAGGGGCCCGUCUUACAAAGAGUUUCGAUUGAUCUGAUCGAUCGCAACUAUGGAAAGCCAGCAACGUCAACAUCUAAAAUACAUGUUUGUUCAAAAAAAUUACUAGAAAUUAUGUAUAUGCAUUCAUUAUCUGUUUUCUUGACAAUUAAGUAUGCUUUUUUUUGUUUUCUCGACAAUUAAGUAUGCUUCUUUUUGUUUUCAAAGGACAUCAAACAAAUUUCCAAAAGAAAAAAUUAUUGUUGUUGGAUUUCCAUAUACUUGAGAUUGAUCGGAUCAAUCGUAACUAUUUGUAAGCCGGGGCCCAGAUCUCCUCGUCUUCCUGCUUUGAAAAUUAUCUGCUAUUUUUUGUAUGCAUUUAUUCUGAAAAAAAUAUAUAUUUAUGUAUUUAAUUGCUU
Molecule: messenger RNA, 7939 nt
Organism: Lytechinus pictus (painted urchin)
Lineage: Eukaryota; Metazoa; Echinodermata; Echinoidea; Temnopleuroida; Toxopneustidae
Product: aspartyl/asparaginyl beta-hydroxylase-like
Exons: 14
Coding region: 1-3636 (1211 amino acids)
Biological process (GO): peptidyl-aspartic acid hydroxylation
Cellular component (GO): endoplasmic reticulum
Molecular function (GO): peptidyl-aspartic acid 3-dioxygenase activity; protein binding
Source: RefSeq, a predicted model, not a curated record